Ictalurus furcatus (blue catfish) is the source of this 1451-nucleotide messenger RNA. It is a transcript of the gene pla2g12b, whose product is annotated as phospholipase A2, group XIIB. The record is from RefSeq and is a predicted model, not a curated record. Gene Ontology annotation, biological process: lipid catabolic process; arachidonate secretion; phospholipid metabolic process. The transcript is spliced from 4 exons. Gene Ontology annotation, molecular function: A2-type glycerophospholipase activity; calcium ion binding. Lineage: Eukaryota; Metazoa; Chordata; Actinopteri; Siluriformes; Ictaluridae. The coding region runs from base 22 to 753 and encodes 243 amino acids. Gene Ontology annotation, cellular component: extracellular region.
CACAAGACACACUGCUUCGCAAUGGUCUCUCGCUGUGCCCUCGUUCUUCUCCUCUGCCUCUCCACAGCCCUGGCUGCCACACUCAUCCCUCCUGCUUCUGCUGAGGAGCUUCCGUCAGCUCCUGAGGCUGCAACGGCUGAAGAGCCAAACGUGAAUAUAGUUCUAGAAGCUGCUGCCGCUGUAGCAGCCCAAGCUGAUGUUCCGGCAGAGGGAAACCAGGCCGGCGCUGCCGCGAGCGCUACCCAGGAUGAUGAGGAAGACUCAGAGUGGGGCUUGAGCUCCAUCAGAGGCAGCUUUCAAGCCGUCAAUGGGUAUUUUGACUCGCUGCUGGAGCUGAUGGGAGGCCGUGAUGGCGUCUGCCAGUACCGCUGCAGAUACGGUAAAGCUCCUCAAGCUCGUCCAGGCUACCAGAUGCCUGAACCCAACGGCUGCACAUCCUCUUUGCUUGGUUUCCAGGUACCGGAUAGUUUGGACAUGGGCAUCCCAGCCAUGACCAAGUGCUGUAACCAGCUGGACAUAUGCUAUGACACGUGCGGUUCCAACAAGUACCGUUGCGACACCAAGUUCCGUUGGUGCCUCCACAGCAUCUGCGGCGAUCUAAAGAAGAGCUUGGGUUUCAUGUCAAAGGUUGAAGCUUGUGAGGCGUUUGCGGACACCAUGUACAACACGGUAUGGACUCUGGGCUGCAGACCGUUCAUGAACAGCCAGAGGGCAGCAUGUAUCUGUGAGGGAGAGGAGAAAGACGAGCUGUAAGAACUACCACUACUCCUGCCAAGCACAAUGACUCACCAUUACCAAGCGCCUUCAAACUCCACCAAAAAGAGCUCACAAGGACUCCUAAGAGAGACUGCUUGUGCUAAAGACUCAAGUGGCGCAAACAACAAUGAAAUGCUUGACUCCCAGAGUUCUCAUCAUCCCUUUUUAUCAAGUGUAUGUAGCUAUGGGUUUUGAAUUCCAGGUAAUGGUAAACUCCUAAAUGAUAAACUCCUAUGGAGCUGUGGGAGGAGAGCAUUUCCUUUAGUACUCCUAUAGGGCUAAUGUUUUAAGAUUGGUUAAGUUGUUCUGAAUGAGAAAACAAAUUAGACAGAGCUUUCUAAGAGUGGAGUAAUAAUAAUUCCAAAUUGAAGUCGAACAGCACAUUACAUUACGACUGGUUGGAAGUACUUUUUUUUUUUUUUCCCUUCUUCUUCUUUCAAUGUCAGUGUGUACCCCAGAUAAAAUGCAAUAUAUUGGUAAUUUAUUCAAGUGUAGCGCUGCCCAUUAAACUUUUCACCCAUUUAUACAAUCCAAACACUGGUAUCUACAUUGCAAAAGAGUGGUUUCAUUUCACACAGAUUAUAAACAUUGUAAGACACAAGAAUAUCAUUAACAUGAUUCAUCUUCUAACCAUCACUAAGUUAUUUUGAACCUCUUGUUAUUCUGAAUAAAUAUCAGACUUGUGUUGCUCUUCA